AUGGGCCACUUGAGAGGCACCAAUGCGAAUAUGAGGAAGAGAUGUCCAAAUCAGGGGAUCUCUUCAAGCAUGUUGCUUGCCAAAAGCUCAUUCAAGUAUGGCGAUAUGAGGAAUCAGUGGAAGCUUGAAUAUUAUUGUCUUACCACCGAGCAACCCUUUAGCUUCGUUGAAGAUCCCUACUUCGACCACUACAUGCAGACAUCUCUACAAGCUCAGUUCAAGUCGUUCUGUAAGGAACAAAUCUCUAGAAACUGCAAGUCCUGUACAAAGAGAAAAGGGCAGCAUUGGUGCAUCUAUUGUCGACAGAGAGAGAGAAAUGGUGAAGAAGACGAAUCGCGGCAGCUAUGUCGGUCGCGCUGUUUAGUGGCCGCGGGGUCGAGGUCGAGCCCCCCGGGUUCUCGAUCGGCGCCGCCCGGCCCUCGACCUUCGAUCCGCCGGAGCUCGACUCCUCCGGCGGCGAGGGGGGCGCGCGGCGCCGGCGCGAAGCGGCUCGUCGUCGGCGGGGUUGUCCUCGAUCGGGAAGGACAGCGACGACACCGGGAACCGGUCGUCGAAGGGAGGGGGGAGGAGGAGGAGGAGGAGGACAAGGAGGAGAACGAGGUGCAGAGCUCUUACAAGGGGCCGCUGGAGAUGAUGGACGCGCUGGAGGAGGUCUUCCCUAUGAGGUUCUUUAAAUUUGUUGGGUGUUGUGUGGAGGAUGGAAAGUGGAUGGGCAAGAAGAAGUUGAGCUUAACCAUUCAACCACUGUGCUUUGCAGGGACCUUGGACAGUUUGAUUGUGGAUGUAGCUGACGAUCAUCACGUCGCUUCUUCUACCGCUCCAUCUCGGUUAGAUUCCAUCAUUCUUGCUUUAAUGUACACCUUCUUAAGAUUGCUCUUUGCCAAGAUUCUCCCUCCACUGAAGCUCCCCAAGCUCGAUCAAAUGGCAUACCCGGAUUUCUUAGGCCAACAUUUCGCUUCCCCAUGUCUGUUCUCCGUUACUCCUUCGCCUGCAAUGCCGCCUUCCUCCACCGCUGCCAGGGCUCCCACCACCUCCACCACCGCCGUGGCGGGAGGCUCUCCUCCUGAAGGAAGGGUCCGAAGAAGGGAAUACACGAGGAAUCUGCGGCGAGGGGUGCAGGGUGAUGCAGCGAACAUAAGUGGUUUGCACAAAUCGCAUGGAGAUCAACGCUCCACUUUGAGAGGAACCAUGAGAAGCCUAGAGAGUACAGAGGAUCACCAAGGCAGGAGUGAGGAAAAAGGUGAAAAAUCAUCACCAGCCGUUUCUUCUCAGAAGCUCUCAUGCUUUGACUUGAACAAAGAAGCGAUCUUUGAUGAGCAUGAUAGCCCUGCUGAGGACGAUGACCUCAUUUCCGAUGAAGAUGACAACAGUAGUGAUAGAGAAGCUGAAGAUAAGCCUGGAAAUGGGAAUACUGAGCGCGCUGAGACUACGAAAGCAGUGAGACAAUAUGUGGGAUCGAAGAUGCCUCGGCUACGAUGGACACCCGAGUUACAUUACUGCUUUGUCCAAGCUGUGGAAAGGCUUGGAGGACAAGAAAGAGCCACUCCGAAGUUGGUUCUUCAGCAAAUGAAUGUGAAGGGACUCAGCAUUAACCAUGUCAAGAGUCAUUUGCAGAUGUAUCGAAGCAAGAAGCUUGAUGUGGCCGGGCAAGUAUUGCGUGGUUAUGGAUCAAUGCGACUAAGAGACAACAAUAUCAUUAGAAAGAUUCAUCAAAUGACUGGUCCUCGCCAUCACUUCAGGGUGGAGAAUGGAAGAAUUGUUCCAGCAAGAAACUAUUGUGGAUUCCGCAACUAUUCGGAUUCAGUCCUCUCAAGGUGGUUACCAUUGGCUUUCGACGAGCAUGCCUUAAAAGCGCAAGCUCUAUUUCAACGCUGGAAAAAGUUGAUGGCCAUCAACCAAGUCUAUGCAAUUAAUAAGGAUACGAAAUUCAGCUCGGUGAGACCUGCUCGGUUUCUCGAGGAAAAGAGGUGGCCUACGGAAAGACCAAUUACAACUCAAUGGAGAAAUGAUAAGACUUCAAGCAGCAUUUGGGCUGACAACAAUUUGCAACCGCACAAUCACCCUCAUUUUAAUGUACAAUGCAUCGAGCGAAAGUCGCAUGGAGUUAAUUCUGGGGUUUGCAAAUCCGACAUGUUUGAUCCGAUUCUCAAGUCCAACAAACUCAAGCUGAAGUUAGAGCCUUCAUUUCAGAUUGAGCUGAACCAGGAGAGUGUGUCAAGGAGCAAGGAAUGGUUGAUUGAUUUGCAGCUGAAGCUAAGCCAAGGAAUUGGGGAUCUUGAUGAGCAGACUAAAUAUAGAAGCCACCAAGAGAUCUGCACAAAGCUGGGUCUUUCUUGAUUCCUUCUGUUCAAAGAGCUCUCAAGCUUAGACGUGAUAUGGAGAAUUGCCAGGAGAAAAUGAUUCUAUCAAGCACAACUUAUAACCUUAGUGAAAGAUAUGAAUGAAUACUGAAAUUGGAUCUCAUCUACUUAAGGUGAAUCUUAAAGGGUGAGAGCUUUUUAAGUGCUUAAUUUGUUUAGUCUCAGAAGUUAUAUGAUAUUGCACCACUACGGAUUGUCUAGUUGUUUACAGAUUUUUGUUUGUCGUUAUAUAGAGGAUAGAGAUGCCGCAUAUUCGACCAAUCAGUUUUAGAUUAUUU
Syzygium oleosum is the source of this 2638-nucleotide messenger RNA. RefSeq lists its product as uncharacterized. Bases 1 to 2337 code for a protein of 778 amino acids. Lineage: Eukaryota; Viridiplantae; Streptophyta; Magnoliopsida; Myrtales; Myrtaceae. The record is from RefSeq and is a predicted model, not a curated record. The transcript has 12 exons. Gene Ontology annotation, molecular function: DNA-binding transcription factor activity; DNA binding.